GGGGGCUGCUGAGGACAGCGACCUCCUUGAAGGGCCGCCGUCGCGAGGCACCGCUCGUGGUGAUCCACUGCGAGACAUUGGUGAUUAUGCGUCACGCGCCGCAUCGCCUGCGGUCGGCGUCUCGCGAAUGGCGGAGCUGGAAUGCUACUGCAGUCCCAGUCUCAAGGAAAACUGGCUGCGGCUCGAUCCCCGACGGUCAACCGGACCCACUCUGGGGUGAACCAUGGCGGCUCGUCGUGGGACGAUCUGGGGUCCAAGCAGUCGACUACCAUGCAGCAACAGAUGCUUGUCGAGCGAGCGGAGCAAAUGAAGUGGUGGUAUCGCGACCCGCAAGGGAGCAUCCAGGGCCCAUUUUCGGCAACUAAUAUGCAGGACUGGUUCUCUGCUGACUACUUCCCCGCUGACCUGCAGGUGUGCCACGAGGGCAGUGCUGGCUUUGAGGCGCUGAGCAGCUUGGUCGCGCGCAUCGGCAACCCCCAAAGCGUCUUUAUAUUUGCAGCGUUGGUCUUUAUAACCCAGAGCAUCCAGCAACGCAGCGGCAUCAACACCCCGGCAACCCCUGCAGCCAUGUCCCGUGCGCCAAGCGCCAUUCAGCUAACCAUGUUGGACGCCGAUGUAAAUGUGUCGGCGGCGGCGACAGCGGCGGGAACUUCCUCAGCGGGAGCGCUAGACAACCUGCAGCAAGAUGUGCGCAACAUGUCCAACGGUGUCAAUGCGCCCUUUUCUGCGUCUGCCAGUAUGUUUGGAGGCGGCGCACCAUCUGGUGACAUCAACACCGCUCGAUCCAGUGCUUCCGGAACCCCUUCCGCGGGCGCAGGCACGAGCGCCGCCGCAACCCAGGCAGCCCAGCUCUCGCUUCUGCUCAAUGAGCAGUUUCUGCUGGUGUCGGCCAUUAACGACCGCCAGCACACAUUGUCACGGUUCAAGAGCAGCUGCAGCAGAGCUUGGCCAAGCUGAUGCAGGAUCUGACGCAGGAAAGCAACGCUAUUCAUUUCAGGGCGCAGAUCGACCGCGUGCCCGUUCAGACUGAUCUCUUAUUUGCGCUUCAGCAGCGCUUCCAGUCGGCCGAAGAGAGACUUCGCUACGAGUCUGCACAGUUCACCCAGAUUCAGGGUGCCAUAUUGCGCAGUUAGAGGCCAAGAUUGACCCGGUCAUCAGAGAUAUCGUGCUGCGCAGCGGCCCCGCGUUUGCGCUGAACUUUAUAAGCCAGCAACUUCAGGACCUU
Kickxella alabastrina is the source of this 1225-nucleotide messenger RNA. RefSeq lists its product as uncharacterized. Bases 142 to 957 code for a protein of 271 amino acids. The transcript has a single exon. Gene Ontology annotation, molecular function: protein binding. The record is from RefSeq and is a predicted model, not a curated record. NCBI's taxonomy places the organism in Eukaryota, Fungi, Kickxellomycota, Kickxellomycetes, Kickxellales, Kickxellaceae.